Diuraphis noxia (Russian wheat aphid) is the source of this 1720-nucleotide messenger RNA. It is a transcript of the gene mirr, whose product is annotated as iroquois-class homeodomain protein mirror. NCBI's taxonomy places the organism in Eukaryota, Metazoa, Arthropoda, Insecta, Hemiptera, Aphididae. Gene Ontology annotation, cellular component: nucleus. The record is from RefSeq and is a predicted model, not a curated record. Gene Ontology annotation, molecular function: DNA-binding transcription factor activity, RNA polymerase II-specific; RNA polymerase II cis-regulatory region sequence-specific DNA binding. Gene Ontology annotation, biological process: cell development; neuron differentiation; regulation of transcription by RNA polymerase II.
GCGGGCAACAUGUUCGCGAAACGUCUGCAACGCCGACGACUAUUAUCCAWCGACCGUCGCCAACAUUCAKAGGCCAUCGCCGUGUUUGAUUCAUAGUACCGCGAGUCCACCUGUACAGCGGUCUCGACGUCGUAUUCAUUAUUAWUUCUGCUGAAUUUAUUGCUACAAUUGCAAUUAUUGCUGUAAUCACACAGUACCCACACAUUACAGACUGUGAACAAAUUCAUUUUAACAUCGGAAAGCUAUACUGUUUUCGGCGCCGCGACCAUGCAAAUAGCAGUGCUCCGGGCUGGGUCGUUCUCCGCGGACAACGCCAAACCGACCACAUCGUUAGUGCCGCCGCAGUCUCUGUUACCACAGCCGCCGCACACGUCUUCGUCGUCAUCUUCGAGCCCACCUYCCUUACAGCUAUCGCUCACCGCGGCCCGACGACACACUUCCGUCUCGCCGCAACCACCGUCUUCAACCGCAAGCGGCCACAACUCGUCUCCGCCGCCACCCCAUCAGCCACGGUCAACCGUCGGUGGAUCAACUACAGCAUCAGCGGCUCUACCGCCGUCGUCCGUCACCGGCAGUCCCACCACGGCCGUAGCCACGGUCAGCACGUCCACAGCCGCGGCCGCGGCCGCUGCACCCCCACGGUGCUGCGACACCGGCCGACCCAUAUUCACCGACCCCAUCACCGGGCAGACGGUGUGCUCGUGUCAGUACGACCUGCUCAGCUACCAACGGCUGGCCGCUUCAGGAGUACCGGCCCUGUCUAUGUAUACCGCGCCGUAUCCGGAGGGCAUGGCCGCCUACUUUCCGGCCCUCGGCUCUGACCAGCCCCCGUUCUACUCUGCCGCCGCAGCGGGACUUGAUCUCAAAGAGAACUUGGCAGCUGGAGCUACAUGGCCAUACCACUCGGUCUAUCACCCCUACGAUGCGGCAUUCGGGUACCCUUUCAACGGAUACGGCAUGGACCUGAACGGUGCCAGGCGGAAAAACGCCACUCGAGAGACAACCAGCACGCUGAAGGCUUGGCUUAACGAGCACAAGAAAAACCCGUACCCGACCAAAGGUGAGAAGAUCAUGUUGGCCAUCAUCACCAAGAUGACGCUCACGCAAGUAAGCACAUGGUUCGCCAAUGCCCGAAGGCGGUUGAAGAAAGAGAACAAGAUGACUUGGGAACCCAGAAAUAGAGUCGAAGACGAAGACAACAACAACGAGGAUGACCGGAAGAGCCCAGACCCAAAAGAUCUCGGUCACCAGCGAUCGCCGCACCACCAGCAACUGUCGCCUCCGUCCGUCGGCGGUGCGUCAUCUGGGCACCGACGGCCGCCCGCCGUCCCUGUACCGUCGCUACCCGCUGGUUACGCGCGCCACGAGCAGCUGUACCGAUCCUUUUACGAGGAUCCCGCGGCCGCAGCCUAUCACGCGCGUGCCUUCGGUGGCGGCGCCGGUAUCGUGUUCCAACCGUCCGCGGCCCACCAGCACCAUUUGCACCAUCACCACCAGCAGCAGCAACUGCACUCGGCGGCCGCGGCGGUCGCCGAACCGUCGCCCGCCUCGUCAUCGUCCGACGCCGAAUCCGUCGUGGCUGUCCAGCACGCCGAACGGGCUUGACGUGAAGCGGCUCGACUACAAAACCACACGUAAAUCCAAAGACAAAACAAAAAAAAUAAAUAUAUAAACAUUAUUUUGUAAAUAUUAACGAUAAUAUUAUUUAAGAGUAAACUUU